This is a messenger RNA of Dipodomys ordii (Ord's kangaroo rat), 934 nucleotides long. RefSeq names its product putative vomeronasal receptor-like protein 4. The transcript has a single exon. Gene Ontology annotation, biological process: G protein-coupled receptor signaling pathway. The coding region runs from base 26 to 934 and encodes 302 amino acids. The record is from RefSeq and is a predicted model, not a curated record. Gene Ontology annotation, cellular component: membrane. Lineage: Eukaryota; Metazoa; Chordata; Mammalia; Rodentia; Heteromyidae. Gene Ontology annotation, molecular function: pheromone receptor activity.
UUCCUGGUCCUGUGCAUGAAAUCCGAUGAUUUGGAGUAACCUCAUCCAAAGGAUAAUCCUCAUUGUGCUUACUGGUCCUGGAAUUUUAGGAAACAUCUUUGUACUUGUGAAAUAUGUAUAUAUUUUAAUUAUGGGUCUUGAGAAACAAAAACCCAUAUACGUUAUCCUCAUUCACUUGGUUUUCUCAAAUACACUAAUUAUUUGUAACAUAGGGAUCAAAAGUAUAUUGACUACAGAUCUUUGUUUCAUAAACUUCCUAAGUGAUGUUGGUUGUAAAACUGUGCUUUAUAUGGAAAAACUAGCUCGAGGCCUUUCCGUCUGCACCACCUGUCUCCUCACCAUGUUCCAGGUCAUUACCAUCAGCCCCAGAACCACCCAGUGGAGAAAGCUCAAACCACAGACUGCAUGGCAAGUUCUUCCCUAUCUCCUCUUCUUUUGGGUCUUGAAUGCUCUAAUAGGCUCCUAUUUGCUCUACUUCAUGACAGCAUCCAAUAGCAUGAACAGCUCCAGAAAUGAAGUCUAUGUUGGGUAUUGUCAUAUGCAUCCAUCUAGCCAUGUAUUUAGGUGGCUUUGCCUCUCCCUCAUGGCUCUCCGGGAUGUGAUCUUUCAAAGUCUCAUGGGCUGGAGCAGUGGGUACAUGAUUUUCUAUCUGUAUAAACAUUACAAGCGAGUCCUCUACCUUCAUAGCUCCAAAUAUGAAAACAAUUCCACCCCAGAAAUCAGAGUGGUUCUAAAUACUCUCAUUCUCAUGGUCUGUUUUCUUUGUUUUUAUUGGACAAAUUUAAUCUCCUCCAUCUACCUAAGUUCUGUCAUGAAACAUGACUGUACAAUAAUAAAGAUCAAUGUAUUUCUAGUCUUUGGGUAUGCUUGUCUCAGCCCCUUUAUCCUGAUCAUCAGGGAUGUACAUGUCACUAAAUACUGGAAUGUUCACUGA